This is a messenger RNA of Syngnathus acus (greater pipefish), 3080 nucleotides long. RefSeq names its product TSC22 domain family protein 2-like. NCBI's taxonomy places the organism in Eukaryota, Metazoa, Chordata, Actinopteri, Syngnathiformes, Syngnathidae. The transcript is spliced from 5 exons. Gene Ontology annotation, biological process: regulation of transcription by RNA polymerase II. The record is from RefSeq and is a predicted model, not a curated record. The coding region runs from base 734 to 2923 and encodes 729 amino acids.
GACUUUUCCGCUUGGUACUUGAAGGCAGCAGCAACCGCACUUGUCUACCCGUCAUGCACCGCGCGAGCAUACGAACAUAGCCAUCUUGUCACCGAGUCAGGGAAGUAAUAACAGUGCGGCUCUCGUUAGUAUAUCCGCGUUAUCCUAAAACAGUGACACUGCGACGUUUAUUUCUCCCUUUCCCUUGACCGUAAUUGCGUUUAUGGUAAGUGAGCGGUGAAGUCGUUGGACAGUGCGCUGGGGAGUGCUUUGGAGGAGAUGUCUCGCUUACUUGUUCCGACGUAGGGGGAGUGUGCUGCAGCCAGUUGGCUUGACUCGCUAGCUUUUUGCGAGGGCUGCGGGGCCCUCCUCAGCCCUCAAGUAGGCCCCUCCCGUAGCGGUGGUUCCCAUUCGGCCACAACGGCACCGACCGGGGGACACUAGCAGGCAAGGCAGCCAGCCAGCCCGUCCCCGGACUUUGACACAACUCCGUCCGGCGUUUGGACAUCGUCUGCGUCGUGAACCGCAUCCGGGGACCUGAAAGGGAUGGCGCAGAUUCACCUCAGUUACUCUUAAUCCUGAAAACUUAUCACAGUGUGGCGUUUGGUAACUCUUUGAUCAAUUCUGACCCCAUAAAACCACACCACCGCCUGAUGGACAGGACGUAAAUUUGCCUGCGGAGUAAUUGUCAGCCUCUCCUUUUCUGGUGGAGCAGGAUAUAGGCACACUCAAGGUGAGGAAUCGGCCUGCCACUAUGUCGAAAAUGCCAGCCAAGAAGAAGAGCUGUUUCCAGAUCACAAGUGUUACUCAGGCACAGGUGGCUGCUAUCGGUGCCGCGGACGACACAGAGAGCCUAGAGGACCCGGAUGAGUCCCGCGCCGAGGAUGUGUCGUCAGAGAUGUAUGACGUUUCCCGGACUGAGUAUGAGGCCGCAUGUGACAUGAGUUUGGCUGAAGAAGUGCUGAAUAAUGUCGGGGAGCCAGAAGCGACGGGAGUCGUGGCGUCGUCGCAUUUACCUCACUUCUCUGUGGUGUCAGUCAGUCCCUUGGGGGAGUUUCGGAAAGCGCCGGUGCUGGCUCUUGGCACACAACAACAGGCUGCCCCGACAUCCAGUCCCGGUCCUGUAAUUGUGUCUGUAAAUGUACCUCAACCCGCUACAGUGGCCAGUCCAGGUCCUCCUGCCCCUGCCGCCUCCACAGUGACUUGUACUUCCCGUUUCAGGGUCAUCAAACUUGACCACGGUACUGACGAACCCUUCCGAAGAGGCCGGUGGAUAUGUACAGAGUUUUACGAGAAAGACUCAGAUGGUUCUGUAGUGAAUCGAACUGUUGAUGGCAUGAAGCGAGACGCCAGCGUGACAUCUGAGGUUGCUGUGGACAAAGACAGUGGGCUGGGGCAGACUGGUGGCUCUGUGGUUGCCCCGGUAACGCACACAAAUCAGGCCCCCGGUGCUUCACCGGGGGUCACCCGCAUGCAUCCGGCGGAGACGUCGGCGCAGCAGAACUUCAUCACCCGGCAACAUGCUGUCAGCGGGUCUGUCCCGCAGAUUGCGCUCGCCAGUAGCAAGCCCACAUCUGUCCCAGUCCAGCCUGCGGUGGCAAGCGUGCAGCCUGCCGCUCCCCAGAGUGUCGGCAACGGAUUGCCUCAAUUGCAGAAGUCCCCCGUCUUGCCUCCAUCAACCCAGACGCAUACUUAUCAACUUUCCGUGGGACAUGACGUACCUGUCCAGAAACUGAAUGAAUUCUAUCAACAGCAGUCAGGACUCGCUGGCGGUCAGUCACUGUCAGUGUCUGGACAGUCAGCAGGGCCACAGUCAAUGGGACAAGCAACGUCUCCCGCUAUGCCUCAGGGCUCGGCGGGAGUUUCCACCCCCGGUCAUUUUGGGGACGUCGCUGGCGGAGGAAAGGGAAUACCCGGACAGAUAGCUCAGAGCCAGACCGGUGGAAUGGCAAGCGUCGCGGGCUCGGCACUGGCUGGUGGAUCUGCUCACGGUCAGUAUGCUGCCACUGGACAGCCCAAAGCCCACGCCGUCCACCCCACAGCUGAUGGUGUACAAAAUGUGCCUGUCACUGCAGUGAGCUCCAGCGUGGCCCCCGCUGUGCCUACUGCUGUGCCCAGUGCCUCCGCUGCAGCCGUGCCAAAGGUGACAGCCGCUAGUUUGACUCCAGGUCAGGUGAGCCAAGGCAAAGCAGCAGGUGCUUUGGCGGGUCACAGCCUCCUCGCAACUGGAUUUGGACAGGUAGAGGGAGGCGGUGUGAGGAAAUUGGAUGGGGUUGUCAAUGCCCAGUCAUUUAGGAAGGAUCUGGUGAAGCCCCUCAUGCCCGAGACCCUGCAGCUCGCCACUCCAACUGUCAACAGCCUGUUUGGAAUCCACAUACCUGUCGACGGGGAUGAGGAGAGGAACCCCUCCAAGGCUUUCUACAAGGCCUUCCAGUCUGGCACCAGAUUAAGGGACUCAAAGGCCCACAGUGAUAGUUCCUCUGGAACCAAUAUUGUUGCCAUUGAUAAUAAAAUAGAACAGGCCAUGGACCUGGUGAAAAGCCAUCUGAUGUACGCUGUGCGGGAGGAGGUAGAGGUCUUAAAGGAGCAGAUCAAAGAGCUCUUCGAGAGGAACUCUGUGCUGGAGCGCGAGAAUGCCGUGUUGAAAUCUUUGGCCAACAGCGAGCAGCUCUCGCAGCUUCCCGCCCAGUCGGCGGGCCCUUCGACCGGCCCGACUGCGCAGCCGCCCCAACAGCCUGCGGCCGGGCCUCCGCCUCAAGCGCAGCCUCCGGUCCAGCCUCCGGUCCAGCCUCCGCUCCAGCCUCCGCUCCAGCCUCCGCUCCAGCAGCAGCAGCAGCAGCAGCAGCAGCAGCAGCAGCAGCAGCAGCAACAACAACCCAUGGUCCUGCAGACUCAUCCUCAGCUCGACGCAAGCCAACAGCAACCCAACGUCACCUCUGCUUGAAAACCCGCGCUACGGUUGUGGACGACCACAAGACACGUUACAAUUACAGUCAACCCCCGCUGGAAUCACGAUGGAGCCCUGCCAACAAUUGUGAUGCCAAACCAAAACUUCAAAUCUCACUUGAAACUAAUUAUUGCCCAUAAAAGUAAAAAGUUUA